GCUGAUUCCCACACUGAUUUUCUAGUCGUUGGCUCCGUUCACAGGUUUUAUCUUUAUUCCAGCUUCUGCACUUCUGCCGCCCACAGAGACCAGGAGAACAUGUGGUUCCGAACCAAAGCACGGCUGCCAUAGAAUCGCCUUCUGACAAAACGGUACAACGCGAAAACCUUUCCGACCUGAGUCCACACCCGGUGCGCAAGAAUUUUUCAGAGGCGCUUCCGCAGCAGUGCAUUCUGGGUUAUGUAGUCCUGGGCCGAUCACAUCGUCUUUACAAGCUUGUAGUCCUCAGUCAGGUAACAAGAAAGGCCUGGUCAGAAAAGUCAUAAAGGAAGGGAAGAGUGACCUACGAAAUCACUCGGCUUCAAAGCCGUCGGGAAUGCCCGUCAGGUUCGCAGCAGAAGCGGAAGUAUGUUUAAGGCGGGUCCGAGAAAGACGUGAUGACGUUGCAGAGAUGCGAGCGUGAGGAUUUGGCGGGAUUUCUGAAAGUCGCGCGACCGGCGCAGAUCCGCGCCUGGGCAAAGCCGAGGCUUCCCCAGAAGUGUGGCUAGGUGGACUGGAAAUUUUCGUAGAAGACCUGACAGAGGAGCUGCGAAGUGCGUUCGAGCCGGGUGACGGGGGUGAGCGUGGUGUGUACAGAGCCGGCUGCCGGAAGGAGCGAGCGGCCCACGGCUGAGGGACUGUAAUGGCUAUGCAAAUGCAGCUUGAAACAAAUGCAGAUACUUCAGUGGAAGAAGAAAGCUUUGGUCCACAACCUAUUUCACGGUUAGAGCAAUGUGGCAUAAAUGCCAAUGAUGUGAAGAAAUUAGAAGAAGCCGGUUACCAUACGGUGGAGGCUGUUGCUUAUGCACCAAAGAAGGAACUAAUAAAUAUUAAGGGAAUUAGUGAAGCCAAAGCUGACAAAAUUCUGGCUGAGGCAGCAAAAUUAGUUCCAAUGGGUUUCACCACAGCAACUGAAUUUCACCAACGCCGGUCAGAAAUCAUACAGAUUACUACUGGCUCUAAAGAGCUUGACAAACUGCUUCAAGGUGGAAUUGAGACUGGAUCUAUCACAGAGAUGUUUGGAGAAUUCCGAACUGGGAAGACACAGAUCUGUCAUACGUUGGCUGUUACCUGCCAGCUCCCCAUUGAUCGUGGUGGAGGUGAAGGGAAAGCCAUGUACAUUGACACCGAAGGCACCUUUAGGCCGGAGCGGCUGCUAGCAGUAGCUGAGAGAUACGGUCUCUCUGGCAGUGAUGUCCUAGACAACGUAGCAUACGCUCGAGGGUUCAACACAGACCACCAGACCCAGCUCCUUUACCAAGCGUCAGCCAUGAUGGUAGAAUCCAGGUAUGCACUGCUUAUUGUAGACAGUGCUACUGCCCUUUACAGAACAGACUACUCGGGUCGGGGAGAGCUUUCAGCCAGGCAGAUGCACUUGGCCAGAUUUCUGAGGAUGCUGCUUCGACUUGCAGAUGAGUUUGGUGUAGCAGUGGUAAUCACCAACCAGGUGGUAGCCCAAGUGGAUGGAGCAGCCAUGUUCGCUGCAGAUCCCAAAAAGCCCAUUGGAGGAAACAUCAUUGCUCAUGCAUCAACUACCAGGCUGUACCUGAGGAAAGGAAGAGGGGAGACCAGAAUCUGCAAAAUCUAUGACUCUCCCUGCCUUCCUGAAGCUGAAGCUAUGUUUGCCAUUAAUGCAGAUGGAGUGGGAGAUGCCAAAGACUGAGUCAUUGGGGUUUCUUUCCUGUGAUAAGCUUCUCAAUGCUAUAUGGCUAAUGAAGAGGACUGUUUACUGGGCUUCUUCACAGGCUCAUGUUGUGACUGCCAGAGCAUGGCUUCCGGGAAAACAACUAUUGUAUCAGCUUUCUGGUAGCAGAAACACGUCUGAUCUGAAAUGUGUAUUUCUUCUAUAGUCUAUUAAUAACUGAUUUCUUUGGUGUUUGGAGGAGAGGUAUGAAAUAACUGGUGUGGGACAGUCUUAUGUAAACCUGGAAAGAUCUGAGGACUCUUUCACUUUUCAAGAAUGGUAAAAUAAAUGCCUGAAUAUCUCAAGCGGGAAUGGGUGUUUUUACAUGUUCUUUUUCUCUGUAAGAUGCAAACUUAAAAAUUAUAUGCCUGAACUGUCACAUAAUUUUAAAAUUAUUUUUUGGUUAAGGAGUCUUACAAGCAGCCCUAGACUAAUAACAGCUCUUGAGUGCACGCUUGUUCUUUAAUUAGAAGACUUCACUUAAGUGAAUUUGUUCUGCUGCUGCUGCUAAUAAAGUAGUUGUGUGCAGUGAAUGUGUUAUUUGCUGGAGAUACUUUAGUGCAAACUGAAUGAAUACUGCCAAACAGGGUUUCCAUAAUGGCUUUCGGUACUGUGUAGUUAUGGUCAGUGCAGUUGUACGGUGUGAACCCUAAAGAAAGCCCUACAUUCAGGUUACUGCAUUGUAUCCUUUAGCCUGAGAAUAAGAAUUCCAGGCUGAUUUACUGUAUCUUUCCUGUGGUCUUUGUUUUUACUGUAUAAGUUUUGUGUUGCAGAGGUCUGACUUUACCCAAAUAACUCUACAUUAGGAGUAUUUCCAAAAACUGGUCUUCUGUUGAGUCAUUGAGUCUCAUUAAUAAAAGAAUUUCAAAACAGA
Molecule: messenger RNA, 2597 nt
Organism: Arvicanthis niloticus (Nile rat)
Lineage: Eukaryota; Metazoa; Chordata; Mammalia; Rodentia; Muridae
Gene: Rad51
Product: RAD51 recombinase
Biological process (GO): reciprocal meiotic recombination; DNA recombinase assembly; DNA strand invasion
Cellular component (GO): condensed nuclear chromosome
Molecular function (GO): ATP binding; single-stranded DNA binding; DNA strand exchange activity
Source: RefSeq, a predicted model, not a curated record